CAGCAGCAGCGAGAGGGGCAGCCCCAGCCAAGCCAGGGGAAGAAGAGAAGGCUCGCCGGCCACCCUGGGCCGGAGGCAGCCCUCUCUAGCUGUGCCCAGGGGCCGGGGAACUGGGCAGGUGGCUUCCGACAGCAGCCACUCCCAUUGGCCAGGUUCUUCUCCGCCCUUGCUCCCGCCCCUUCCCCUCCCCCCAGCCCCCAGCCCCCUCCUCCUCAGGUGAGCCAGUCUGGCCGAGCUCAAGGCUGCUGUUGUUUCUCCCCUUCCCGGGACCCAGGUUCCUGGCCCCCAGCUGGGGACACCAUGCUCCUGCCGGGGUCCAAUUGUGACCCCUAGAAAGUGGAAGACAGCUCUGAGAUUUCACCGAACGGACCCCCGAGGGUCUCGGUUGCCUCUCUCCCCAAGGGGAGGAGGCCCUACUGCCACAGCCACCACUGUUCACCGGGGGAAUCAUUAACUGGAGGUGGUGACAUGGCUGAGAAGGAGAGUGGCCAAAAAGUUCAGUGUUGGUCUCUGCCCAAGAUUGUGGCGCUCAGCGCAGUGGGCCUCCUGCUCCUGGCGGGCAUCGGAGCAGCUUCUUGGGCCAUCGUGACUGUGCUGCUGAGGAGUGACCAGGAGGUGCUCUACCCGGUACAGGUGAGUCCGGCGGACCUGCGGCUUACUGUGUUUGACGGAGCAGAGGGCACGUGGCGGCUGCUUUGUUCCUCCAGGGCCAACUCCAGGGUGGCAAGUCUGAGCUGUGAGGAGAUGGGCUUUAUCAGGGCUCUGAGCCACUCGGAGCUGGACGUCCGGAUGUUUGGAACAAACGGCACGUCCGGCUACUUCUGCGUGGAUGAGGAGAGGCUCCCCUAUGCUCGGAGGCUGGCAGAGGUCAUCUCCAUCUGUGACUGUCCCAGGGGCCUCUUCCUAGCCACCCUCUGCCAAGAUUGUGGCCGGAGGAAGCUGCCUGUAGACCGUAUUGUGGGAGGCCAGGAUGCCAGCCUGGGCCGCUGGCCAUGGCAGGUCAGUCUGCGCUAUGAUGGGGCGCACCUGUGCGGGGGGUCCCUGCUGUCCGGAGACUGGGUGCUGACCGCGGCCCACUGCUUCCCUGAGCGGAACCGGGUUGUGUCACGGUGGAGAGUGUUUGCGGGCGCCGUGGCCCAGGCUUCCACCCAGGGACUCCAGCUCGGGGUCCAGGCUGUGGUGUACCACGGAGGCUACCUGCCUUUCCGGGACCCGAACAGCGAAGAGAACAGUAACGAUAUUGCUUUGGUCCACCUUUCCAGUCCCCUGCCCCUCACGGAAUACAUCCAGCCUGUCUGCCUCCCGGCUGCCGGUCAGGCCUUGGUGGAUGGGAAGAUUUGCACAGUGACAGGCUGGGGAAAUACUCAGUAUUAUGGGAAACAGGCUAACAUGCUACAGGAGGCUCGCGUGCCCAUCAUCAGCAACACAGUCUGCAACAGCCCUGACUUCUAUGGGAACCAGAUCAAACCCAAAAUGUUCUGUGCUGGGUACACUGAGGGGGGCAUCGAUGCCUGCCAGGGAGACAGCGGGGGCCCCUUUGUGUGUGAGGACUCCAUCUCCAGGACUCCCCGGUGGAGGCUGUGUGGGAUCGUGAGCUGGGGGACAGGCUGCGCUCUCGCCCACAAGCCUGGGGUUUACACCAAAGUAGGAGAAUACCAGGAGUGGAUCUACCGGGCCAUGAAGACUCACUCCGAGGACAGUGGGAUGGUGACCCAGCUCUGACAGCCCUGCGUCUCCUCCCAGGGUACCUGCUUCUCCUUCUCUCUUAAUCCCUGCUGGUCCUGGGCUACUCCCCAGCAGCUAGCGGUGGAGGACAAUCUAUGGCUCCGAGAGCCCCAUUCUGGAUUCCUUCGUAGAGACGAGGAGGGCCUGGGGAUUCUGAAGGGCAGGGAGAAAAUGGGAGGGGGGUGCGGCAGGUCAGGAGCGACACCCCCUCGGGAUUUUCUCCAUCCCGUCCCCCACAUGUUGCUGCUAUCCCUGGCCCGUUGCCAGCCCUUCUCUGGGCAGUCCCCUACUCAGGUCCACCCGGGAGUCCUGUCCUGCCUCCUCCUGUAAAUACUCUCUUGGGAUGUGUGGGGACCAGAUCUGGGGCUCCUUGCCCCGCCCGCCGCUGUCCCCAGAAAUGUUUGGUGAUUUCUUUGAAUAAUAAAACUGGUUUUGAUUA
This is a messenger RNA of Antechinus flavipes (yellow-footed antechinus), 2164 nucleotides long. RefSeq names its product hepsin (gene HPN). The transcript has 13 exons. Gene Ontology annotation, molecular function: serine-type exopeptidase activity; serine-type endopeptidase activity. Gene Ontology annotation, biological process: proteolysis. NCBI's taxonomy places the organism in Eukaryota, Metazoa, Chordata, Mammalia, Dasyuromorphia, Dasyuridae. Gene Ontology annotation, cellular component: membrane. Bases 469 to 1722 code for a protein of 417 amino acids. The record is from RefSeq and is a predicted model, not a curated record.